Molecule: messenger RNA, 1007 nt
Organism: Olea europaea var. sylvestris
Lineage: Eukaryota; Viridiplantae; Streptophyta; Magnoliopsida; Lamiales; Oleaceae
Product: developmentally-regulated G-protein 3-like
Exons: 8
Coding region: 1-831 (276 amino acids)
Biological process (GO): cytoplasmic translation
Cellular component (GO): cytoplasm
Molecular function (GO): GTP binding; GTPase activity
Source: RefSeq, a predicted model, not a curated record
AUGGCGACUGUCAUGCAGAAAAUCAAAGAAAUCGAAGAUGAGGCUAAGCUUGCAAAACUUCGAAGGGAACUUCUUGCACCGCCAUCGAAGGGAGGUGGUGGUGCUGGAGAAGGUUUUGAUGUUACAGAAAGUGGAGAUGCAAGAAUCGGUCUUGUAGGUUUUCCAUCCGUCGGGAAAUCGACCCUUUUAAACAAAUUAACUGGCACUUUUUCAGAGGUUGCUUCAUAUGAAUUUACCACCUUAACUUGCAUUCCAGGUGUAAUCAUGUAUCGAGGAGCUAGAAUCCAGGUAUUAUUUUCUGCUCAAACAAUUUAUUUUGUUAAAGGAUUGUUGAAGAUUCCAGAAAUAUUGCAGAUUGUUUGGAUACACAAUGCUGAUAUUCAUCUUAGGUAUGAUGCAACUGCUGAUGACCUCAUAGAUGUCAUUGAGGGCAGUAGAAUAUAUAUGCCUUGCAUCUAUGUUAUCAAUAAGAUCGAUCAGAUUACACUUGAAGAGCUGGAGACUCUGGACAAACUUCCACACUAUUGCCCAGUCAGUGCUCAUCUAGAAUGGAACCUUGACGGUCUGCUGGAGAAAAUAUGGGAAUAUCUCAAUUUAACUCGCAUAUACACAAAGCCCAAGGGGAUGAACCCAGACUAUAAUGAUCCUGUAAUAUUGUCAUCAAAAAAGAGGACAGUUGAGGAAUUCUGCAACCAUAUUCACAAGGACAUGGUUAAACAAUUUAAAUAUGCAUUAGUUUGGGGUUCAAGCGUGAAACACAAGCCCCAGAGGGUGGGCAAGGAACAUGAAUUGGAAGACGAAGAUGUUGUACAAAUCAUUAAAAAGGUGUAGAAGUGAAAGUAGACGAAAACAUUGCAACAUGAUGCAUGAAUGGAAUUUCUAGCAUGGAAGUUUUUUUCUUGUCCUUGAAGUGAAUUACGAGUAGGCCGAUCUGGGGAUCGACAUGUAACUAACCCAUUUUAUGGUGAUUUUAUCUAUAAUAUUUUACGGAAUUUUAUUCCGUCUUC